CUCAUGAACGCCCUCCCCUCAGAUCCCUCAACUCCUCCGCCCUACGCAAUUCCCUCCUUGUAAGUUGUCUCUCUCUCUCGGCAACCUCCGUCGAUCCUUUCCCUUUUUUCUUUGUCUUCUUCCUUAGUUAUUAUUGCUAUUAUUAUGCUCAGCAAACUGGCAACGGCUUCUCAUAUCAUAUCUUGGAUUCCUAAUCUCUUCCUUUCCUGCUGUAUGCUCUUCCCCCUCUUCUUUCCUUUUUCUCGCCGCCUAUUUUCAUUGUGAUUAUUAUUAUGAUGAUGUAAAGAUUAAUGUCCUUUUGUUUUAUGGAUAAAAUAUGACUGGCAUCAUGAUUGACCUCAAAAGUCUGCAUCUUUCCUCCUUUUGCUUUCCUUCUUUAGCUUCAGCUUCCGAUUCCAUCCCCUUUUGUUCCCGCAUAGCUGCGAUCCGAUGUUCUAUUUAAGGUUUUCCUUCCUGGGUUUCUUUCUUUCAAUUGAUUGAAUGAGCUAGAGACACCCCGCUUUACAAAGUUGCUAUCUUUAGCUGAUGUUUUCAUGUUUCCCCCCUUGUUUGUUCAAUUUCGUGGAGCAGCUAAUCAAAUUUUGAUGACAACAAUAAUACACUUGGAUGAGUGGGGCAAAGCGUGAGGUGAAUAUAUUUAAACAGGCAAUUGCGGUUGUUUGAUGGGCAACACUUGCCGUGGAUCUUUCAAAGGCAAACUGUAUCAGGGCUACACUCAGCCCGAGGAUCUCUCCAGAACAUCAACUUCCAGGCGCAACCCUUCUUCUGAUCACACCAAUUCCAGCAUCGCCACCCCUGAUUUCGUCACCACUCCUAACCCCAACAACCAUAACAAUUUGCCCAUUUUGAGCCCCACCAAGGAAGUCACCACCAUGAGGCGCACAGCAGAAAACCAAGCUUACUACGUUCUCGGCCACAAGACUCCCAAUAUUCGCGACCUCUACAACUUGGGGCGCAAGUUGGGGCAGGGCCAAUUCGGUACUACUUACCUCUGCACUGAGAUUUCCUCCGGGACCGAGUUCGCUUGCAAAUCCAUCUCCAAAAGAAAGUUGAUCGCCAGAGAAGACGUCGAUGAUGUUCGCAGGGAGAUUCAGAUUAUGCACCAUUUGGCUGGUCACAAGAACAUUGUCACCAUUAAAGGUGCCUAUGAGGACCCUUUGUAUGUUCACAUUGUGAUGGAGCUUUGCUCUGGUGGGGAGCUGUUUGAUAGAAUCAUCCAGAGAGGGCAUUACAGCGAGAGGAAAGCCGCUGAGCUUACCAAGAUCAUUGUUGGUGUUGUCGAGGCUUGCCAUUCUCUUGGGGUUAUGCAUAGAGAUCUAAAGCCCGAGAAUUUCUUGUUGGUUAACAAGGACGAUGAUUUCUCUCUCAAGGCCAUCGAUUUUGGGCUCUCUGUGUUUUUCAAACCAGGUCAAAUUUUCACUGAUGUUGUUGGAAGUCCAUAUUAUGUUGCACCAGAGGUGCUUCUCAAACAUUAUGGGCCAGAAGCUGAUGUAUGGACAGCUGGUGUCAUUCUGUACAUAUUGUUAAGUGGGGUGCCGCCAUUUUGGGCUGAGACACAGCAAGGAAUAUUUGAUGCAGUCUUGAAGGGGCAUAUUGACUUUGACUCGGACCCAUGGCCGUUAAUUUCAGAGAGUGCUAAAGAUCUCAUUCGAAGGAUGCUUUCAUCCCAUCCUAAAGAACGCUUGACUGCUCAUGAAGUAUUGUGUCAUCCUUGGAUCUGUGAAAAUGGAGUUGCUCCUGAUAGAGCUCUUGAUGCAGCUGUACUCACUCGUCUCAAGCAGUUCUCAGCAAUGAACAAACUAAAAAAGAUGGCUCUACGGGUGAUAGCUGAAAGCCUUUCGGAGGAAGAGAUUGCUGGUUUGAAGGAAAUGUUCAAGUCUAUGGACACUGAUAACAGUGGUGCAAUAACGUUUGAUGAACUCAAAGCAGGUUUAAGAAGAUAUGGCUCUACCAUGAAGGAUACAGAGAUACGUGAUCUUAUGGAUGCGGCUGAUGUGGACAAUAGUGGGACCAUUGACUAUGGGGAAUUCAUAGCUGCGACAAUCCAUCUCAACAAAUUGGAACGUGAGGAACAUCUUGUUGCUGCAUUCCGGUACUUUGACAAGGAUGGAAGCGGUUACAUCACAGUUGACGAGCUUCAGCAUGCAUGUGCCGAGCAGAACAUGACUGAUGUUUUCAUUGAGGAUAUAAUCAGAGAAGUUGAUCAAGAUAAUGAUGGAAGGAUUGAUUAUGGUGAAUUUGUGGCGAUGAUGCAAAUGGGGAAUGCAGGAAUUGGUAGACGAACAAUGAGGAACAGUCUAAAUUUGAGCAUGAGGGAUGCACCUGGUGCUCAAUAAUGCAUCAUCGCGACACCAACUUGUACAGGUCAGGGACUCUAGUAAAGCUGGGGGGAAGUAUACUGUAGAAGAGUGGACUUCAUUUUAGCAGUUCCCUGUAAUCUUGGAUGUAUUCUGACUGGAGAUGAUUUCAGCAGGCAGUAGAGGAGAUGGCCUAGGAGAGAGCACUGACAGGAGAGACAGCCUCCUCAAAUUUUCAUUUCCGGCCUGAGACUGUAAAAGAAAAGAAGAUUUGGAUUGGAGGUUGGAGGCCCUGUAGUCGAGAGCUAGAAUUUGCAAUGGCUUGGCUUGGAGGGAGACAUUUAUGCAUAAUAAUCUAAAUUGAUGGGAGACUGGAAAAGAAAGAGAUAAAGGGUAAAAGAAACAGGUUGUUGAUGCAUUUUGUAAAUCCGAGUGUGAAUUAAAGAAGUAUUGCUACUGCUACGGCCUCCUCGCUCUGCAAUUGUGGGUUUCGUAAGGAACUCGUGUUAAAGAAAGCUUUUGUUUCCCGUUUGUACCGAUUUUUUUGCAAGCUAUAUCUCCCUAGUUUUUAUUGGACUUCAUCUUCCUCUUUCACUGAAAUCGUGUCUGUAUCUGUGUUUUUUUUUCUGGGUUUUUUUUGGUAGAACAAGUGUGAGAUUGUACUCUCCUCCACUGGCCUGGUGAGGGGGGUUUUAGUAGAGAGAGAGAGUGUGUGCUGCAAUUUGUCCUUGGAAUCAAUUUUUUGGAGCAUUGCAGUUGCUUGUGGAUGAAGUGUUGUAUCAGAUCCUGAAAGAAGAAUUGUUCAUUGUAUUUUGACUUCUAAUAUCUGCCUCUUAACGCUCAGCCCUUGUAUUUUGGUUGUUGUAAUGUUUUAACUAGGAUGUUAUUGUCUGCGCUCUGCGCCGGGAUUUGAAGUAUUUAUUGAAUCAGCUUGGAUUCCAAAAAAAUUUCCACAUAUAUUUACAACAUUGUUGAUGGUAGAGACUGAUUUAAACAUUAGAGCAAACACACCAUUUAAAUUAUGGUUAAUACAAUUCAACCUCAAAA
This is a messenger RNA of Linum trigynum, 3344 nucleotides long. Lineage: Eukaryota; Viridiplantae; Streptophyta; Magnoliopsida; Malpighiales; Linaceae. The record is from the annotation of a GenBank genome assembly.